AUGAAUAACAGCUGUCUGGCGCAACAUCUCAGCAGUGCAGCGUCCAUCUUUCUAUCGCUGUGGUUCUCCUUCUCUGGAUUAGCAACUGUAGCAGGAAAUGCGGUCGUGUUGUGGUUGUUCUACAAAAAUGAGUCUUUACGAACAAUUUCCAAUGGAUUCUUAACCUCGUUGUCAGUGGCAGACUUGUUAGUUGGGCUGGUUAUAGACCCUGUCUGGAUCGUCAUCAGAUGCUUGAUUCAGCCACCGGUACAGAGUACUUUGCACUACUGUAUAUACAUGUUGUGGAUUCACACAACCACCGCCACAACCUUUAACUUGUGCUGCGUUUCCGUAGACCGGUUUAUUGCGAUUAGGUUUCCUUUCCGUUACCAGGACUUUGUAACCAAGAAAAGAUGCUGUUUGGUGAUUAUUUUGGUGUGGCUGAUUUCAUUAUGUCUUCCUUUCACGGCUAUUUCGAUAGGUUUGUUGGGAAAUAUUGCGAGUACAGUGCUUUGGCUGUUUUUGGCAUUUUUAACAUUUGUCGCUCCAUUAUUUGUAGUCACUUUCUGUUAUAUGUUUAUGUUUAAAGCUGCACGACGUCAAUGCAGAAGGACGUUUCCCAGCGAAAAUUUUCACAGCUCCAACGGAAAUAACAUUCCACGGAGUGGUAUCAUGAAACAAAUCAAAGCUGUUAAGACGGUCGGUUAUAUUAUAGUUGUUUACAUUGUUUCUUGGAUGCCCAGUCUGGUCUUACUCGUAGUUCAUUGUUAUUAUACAGCGACGAAUCAUCUCUGUGACGACAUCAAAGUAGACAAAGUUGUAUGGCCUUGGAUUGAGGCAAUCGCUUUUACCUCAUCAGCGAUCAACCCAUUGAUUUACUACCUCAGAAAAGGCGAAUUUCGCCGAGCCUUUCGUCGCACCUUCCAUUGGCUGCCUCGUGUUGAUGAACAAAAUUCGGUAGACCUUAGUGCACAACCAGAUCGAAACCGAAUGAUACAAAAAGGUGGAACUCGUAUCAUUUUUGCAAGUAAGGAAACAGAACACUGA
Pocillopora verrucosa is the source of this 1026-nucleotide messenger RNA. Its product is annotated as beta-2 adrenergic receptor-like. NCBI's taxonomy places the organism in Eukaryota, Metazoa, Cnidaria, Anthozoa, Scleractinia, Pocilloporidae. Gene Ontology annotation, molecular function: G protein-coupled receptor activity. Gene Ontology annotation, cellular component: plasma membrane. Gene Ontology annotation, biological process: G protein-coupled receptor signaling pathway. The record is from RefSeq and is a predicted model, not a curated record.